AUGAAAUAUGCCCUCAUGGGAAUGGCCGUCACUGGUGUAGGGCGCCUCCUGUGCGCUGUGAUGCAGAACCUGCUUGGGUUAGAAGUCUUUGCAAUCCUGAAUGUCUUCAUCGCCUGCUGCGCUGGUACCUUCCUCUUCAAAGAAGAUGAGCGAUUUGCCAGUGCCUACAAGUGCCUGGCCUCCAGCGUGUGCUCAACAUGCGCGGCCCAAGGUAUGGGCGGAAUCCAAUGCCUCAUGCCCUUCAUGAUAUUCUGUGUAGUGAACUGCGUGCUGGACCUCCUCCUGAGAGUGCGCCUCAUCACGAUCUUCCCAUUUGGCCUCUUCUUCGUGGCGAGCUGGGCGUGCCAAGGAGUUGGGGCCUACAAUGCCUGGGCGGUGUACAAGAUUGCACGCGAUCUGGCUCCUCAAGAGGGCACGGAGAUGGGUGGGGGUGGCUUCGUACAAGGAGAGCAGGCCGGCUUAAACAGCGACGCGCCCUCUUCCCAAUCGCAGGAAGAGAUGUUCGUAGGCGUGUGCUCUUUCGUUUGCAUCCGUCGUUGGCUGACAGGGCUUCCAACCAUUCACCGGAUCGGGGAGCCGUCUUGGUGGCUGAAACUCGUCUACAUUCCGCGCGUGAGGGAAAGGGCAUUUGCGAAAGAUUUGGAUUGGCGGUGUGAGAUGGAUGCGGCAUCCUGGCUGUCUUCCCUGGUGACCCAAGCAGAUGACGUGGAGACUCCAGAAGACCAGCCGGAAGGCCAGGGCGAUGCAGCCGCGCAGCGGGAAGCUGAAGCCGUUCCAGAGCUGCUGAGCGCCGGCUUUCCGAAAGCCCGCGCAGAGGCGGCCCUCGCUGCGAGCACUUGGGCCAAAAGUGCAGGGAAGGUCGGUGAAAGCGGUGUGAAAGCGGUGAUAAGGCUUGAAUUUCCACUUCGGACCUCACUCAUGCGACUAGUUGUGCGGCUUGGCAUCCUCAAGCUUGAGCGUGCUGAGGCCCUGGCCGCGCUGGCUCGGAAGCCUCAAGACGACGAGGCCGUGCAGUGUAGCCUCACGGAGCAGGGCGAGUUGGUGAUGUUACUCCCUGGAGAUUCCCUGCGCCCUGGACCCGUCGUCGGGCGAAAGAAGCCAGAUGGUGGAGUCCUAUUUGAUGGCAUGGACGACUGGCUCUGGGAGCUGUACGAAGGACAUCGCCCGCGGCCAAGCAGCCUGCCUGCUUCGUUCGACACUGCGGCCGCCGUGGCAGCUCUGGAGGAUGGAGCGCCAUAUGUUUGGGACGAUUUCGCGACCUUGGACGAAAUCAAGGAGGCGAACAGUGCCCUCGAGGACAUGUUCCAGAGGCGGGAGCUGACGCGGGGCUCCAGCCUCUGGGUCGAUGAGUGCGCGGAAGGCGGCCACGCUCGGAAUCGACGCGCUCUGGAGGGACAGCGCCGCGACGAUGCAUGCGGCUUUUGGGAUGUGCAAGGCGGGGAGCCAGCGCCGCCCGCGCCGAUCCUGCGGCUCUUCAGGCGCUUGGAGGCCGCUGCUGCCAGGUUGCGCGAAGAUCAGGGCUGGCCCUUGCUCUGCAGCCGUCUGGGCAUGGGCGCCGUUUACGACGGCCAGGGUGCGUGCUACGAGCAGCACAGAGACAAUGAAUGGCAGCUUCACCUCCGCCCCAAGACUCCGCGAGGCUUGGCGCCCGCGGACGUCACCGAGGCCAAGCGUAGGCGAUUGGACUUCGACGCGGCCAAAGGCGCGUGGAUGAACUAUAGGGAGCUGACGAUGUUGGCUUACGUCAACCUUCCGCAGGAUUUCGGUGACCAUGAAGCCGGGCGACGCUUGGGAGGCCGGUUGCGGUGCUACGUCGCCACAAAGCGCGGGGAUCUCACUGGUUCCACGGCGCGGGAGCUGAAGGAGCUGGCACCUUGUGGCGGGCGCGCCGUCAUCUUCCGCUCCAAGGAGCUCCUGCACGAGGUACUGCCCAGUUUCGGGAGACGAUAUUGUCUCACAUUCUGGGUUUGCACACCCCACGCCUGA
This is a messenger RNA of Symbiodinium necroappetens, 1986 nucleotides long. NCBI's taxonomy places the organism in Eukaryota, Dinophyceae, Suessiales, Symbiodiniaceae. The record is from the annotation of a GenBank genome assembly.